Molecule: messenger RNA, 2429 nt
Organism: Staurois parvus
Lineage: Eukaryota; Metazoa; Chordata; Amphibia; Anura; Ranidae
Source: the annotation of a GenBank genome assembly
GGGGAGGGGAGGGUGAUGGCUGUGGAUGUGACGGUCUGUUCUCUGCACACAGGUCGUGUCUCUUCUGCCGGAGGAUCUGCAGCCCGGACCGGACUUCCACGGCUGUUCCUGGGAGGUGGUGGUAGUCACGGCGCUGGUCGGGUGGCUGUCCAUUUUGGCGUUUUUCUGCAGAACUGUGCGAUGUAUCAAAAGCCGAUUUUACGCAGGCCGGGAGUCGAAGCUCGGGGAUCAGGUCACUGAAAUCCUGAACAGCAAAAGCGAAGUCUUAGAGAAACUGAGCAUCGUACAGAAACAGUAUGAUGAGGUCCAGCAGACCCUGCAGGAGUCCGGACAUCACAAGUUACUGGAGGAGAUCACCAAGCAGAAAGCUUUACAGGAAAAACUGCAGACAACUAACAGAGAAUUGGAGGAAAAUAUUGCCAGAUUUGAGCAGGAUCUAGAGGAAGAGAAACAGCGGGGGUCAGAGCUGGACGAUACGCUUUCUGAACUGAAUGAGAAAAUCAAAGCUUUGGAAGAUGGCUUCAAAAACGAGAAGUCUUUGAAAGAAGAGAUCCGCACAACUCAAAAAGUGUUUGAAAUCACCAAAGGGCGGCUGGAGUCAUCGGUGCGCGAUGCAGUGGAAGAGCAGGCUCACCUCCAGGAGAGCAUUAAACAGUUGUCGAAAGAGGCAGAGGGCUGGGAGGAAAGGUUCAGCGAGCUCUCGGAGAACUCCAGGAUGCUGAGCUCAUCGGUGCAGGCCAUGCAGGAAGACCUGAGCAACAGACAGGGCCAGGUCAAGUCUCUUAUUGACAGUUUGCUGAAAAUGAAGGAUUGGAGCUCGGAGGUGGAAGAAAUCAACAAAGAUGAGGAUGAGGAUGGCGUGCUUGGCGGUAUCAAGUGGGAUUUUGAAAAUGGGGAGCCUUUAGGAGAUCCUCAAAAACAAACUAUAAAGAAGCUAAUCUUUGCUGCAAAGCUGAAUGCAUCCCUGAGGAGCGUUGAAUCGGAGAAGAAGCAACUUUAUGAGAACCUCUCGGAUGAACUGAAGGCCAAAGAGCAUUUUUCAGAAUGUAUCACCAAUCUGCAGAACACAAACCAGUCUCUCGCUCUGGAGAAGAAGCAGCUGGAGGAGGAGGUGGAGAAGAUGAAGCAGAAGAUGAGCGUCAUGAUGGAGGGUGUACCAGGAAAACGAGAGAAAACUGCACAGGAAGCUGACCGUACAGGAGAAGGAGCGGCUACAGAAAGAGGCCAAGCUCAGCAAAGCCGAUGAGAAAGUGUGCAUGGCGGCCACCGAGCUCGUUACCGUCAAGACACGACUGACUGAACUGGAAGAGGAAACGGAGCGGACUGUCGCCUCCUACCAGACGCAGGUCACAUCAUAUGAAAAGAAAGCUCAUGAUAACUGGCUCACUGCAAGAGCGGCAGAAAGAUACUUGAGUGACGUGAAGAGGGAAACCUUACAUCUCCGACAGAAAUUAACAGAGGCGGAGUAUAAACUGGAACUCCUGGAGAAGGACCCCUUUGCGCUGGAUGUGAUCCAAGCCAUCGGGAGAGCUUACGCAGACGCCUUUAUUAACCACCCAGAGAGCUCGCCGUAUGGAUUGUCGCCAAUAAACCGCGUACCGGAGAGCCGGGCUUUCCUCUCCCCUCCCCCGCUUCUGGAAGGACCCCUCAGGCUCUCUCCCAUGCUCACUGCAGGCGAUAGAGGUAUGAGGCCUCCAGGAUAUUACCCCGGGUACCCCGGGCCCAAGGAGAGGAGUGACGUCAAUGCGGAUAGGAAAUCGGACCACCAGCGCACGUUGUCAGAUGCCGGCUCCUUAUCUCCACCAUGGGACAGAGAGCAGAAGAACAACGUCCCCCCACCAGGCUUGCCGUUUCCGGAGCAUCAUUUCCCACCCAGACGACCGGACCGAUUUUAUCAUUACCCGCCACCAUCCGGUCGAUUCUCCGGCCCCGCUGAACUGACCAGAAAUCAGGGCAAACCUUUCAUGGACUCGCAGGAUGGCCGAUCUUCUCCAGAAUUUAAAUCGAGAGGCAACACAAGCAGGGACGGGCCGGAAGAAGCCAAUAAUGUCCCUGGAGCCCCCACAACAGAAGGUGAAACGGUGGAUGGAGCACCCUCAGAGUACCCCAUGUACCCUCCCCCACCAAUGAGAGUGCCAUUAUUACCCAUGGAUCCUAGAGCACCUUUCUUUAGGAGACCUUUCCCUUUGCCCCCACCUCCGAUGGACAUGUAUGGACCUCCUGGCUACACGGGCCUUCCACCACCACCACCGCACAUUGCAAUGAGGGGUCCUCUACCACCGCAACACUUCCCUUCUUAUCCAAUGCCCUCCGAAGCCUUCUACCCCCCACAACACAUACAGCCUCCUCCCCGAGACGACCAUCCCACAGAGACGCAGCCUCCGUCCAGCGACUCCGCCUCCCACCACCUCCCCGAAACACAAACUUGA